Molecule: messenger RNA, 2043 nt
Organism: Sclerotinia sclerotiorum 1980 UF-70
Lineage: Eukaryota; Fungi; Ascomycota; Leotiomycetes; Helotiales; Sclerotiniaceae
Exons: 6
Coding region: 1-2043 (680 amino acids)
Biological process (GO): proteolysis
Molecular function (GO): serine-type endopeptidase activity; tripeptidyl-peptidase activity
Source: RefSeq, a predicted model, not a curated record
AUGGUGAGGACGAAGAUCUCGGGCUUUGUUGCCCUCGUUGCUCUGACACUUCAUGCAAGUGCAAUUGUCGUGCCACGCCAUUUGGAGGUCCAUGAAAAGCGAGAAACUUUACACCCGAGAUGGAGCAAAAGAGAUCGUGUCGAGUCACGCAAGUUAUUGCCUAUGCGCAUUGGCUUGACACAGAGCAAUCUCGAUGACGGUCAUGAUCAUUUAAUGAGAAUAUCUGACCCUGCUUCUCCAUAUUUUGGACAACACUGGACCGAGGAAGAAGUCAUCGAGGCUUUCCGUCCCAGUCAAGAAACAGAAGAUGAAGUUCGGAAGUGGCUGAUUGACUCUGGUAUUCCAGCUGGACGAAUUACUCAUUCCGAUAACAAAGGAUGGUUCGCAUUCUAUGCGACUGCUGAAGAAGCAGAAAGUUUACUGUAUACCGAGUACCAUGAGUAUGAGGAUUCAGUCACCGGUGGUGUUAUGCCCUCAUGCGAGGCUUAUCAUGUUCCCAAGAAUAUCCGAAGACACAUUGAUUAUAUCAGUCCUGGUAUCAAACUUCUUGCACCAAUUGAACAUUCAAAGAACAAGUUGAAGCGAAACGCCGAAGUGCUAGAGCGCGAGCUUUCUAAAAGAACUACACACGGGCUACUACGAGAUGCUAAGCACAAGUACAAUGGUACCAAUGCCACCGAUUUGAGUACUUGUGAUAUUGCUAUCACUCCAGCUUGUAUCGCUGCGCUUUACCAUAUUCCACCUGCGACUUUGUCUCACCCAAACAAUUCCUUAGGUAUCUUUGAGUCAGAGCUACAAUUUUAUACACAAAACGAUCUAGAUUUGUUCUUUACAAAUUUCACGAAACAUAUUCCAAACGGUACACAUCCAAUCCCAGCAAAUAUCGACGGUGGAAUGCAAUCAACCACUGAUCCUUAUUACGCUGGUGGUGAAGCAAAUCUCGACAUUCAACUUGCCUAUCCAAUUAUUUACCCACAACAAAUCACUCUCUAUGAUGUCGAUGACUACAUUGUUCAAGCAGACCAAAAUGAUACCUACACAUUCGGAUUUAACACUUUUUUGGACGCAUUAGAUGGAUCAUACUGCAACUUUACGGCCUACAACGAGACUGGCAAUGAUAAGUACUUGGAUCAAGCCUAUCCUGACACCCUGACUGGAGGAUGGCAAGGCUCCCUCAUGUGUGGUACCUUCACUCCCACCAACGUGAUUUCCCUAUCAUACGGUGGGCAAGAAUCCGACCUCCCAAUCGCAUAUCAAAAGCGACAAUGUCUUGAGUACUUGAAACUAGGUCUCCAAGGAGUAUCCUUCCUUUACGCCUCGGACUAUCCGGGUGACAUUGACGGGCCAACCGGGUGCAUUGGUCCAAAUCUCAACGUCUUCAACCCCACCUGGCCUGGUACCUGCCCCUACGUAACCUCCGUCGGCGCCACAAAAGUCUAUCCCGGCUAUACCGUCAACGAUCCCGAGUCCGCUGUUUUCGACCCCGCCGGCCACCCUUACUCUGUAAACUAUUCGUCCGGAGGCGGUUUCAGUAACAUCUAUCCGAUCCCCGAUUAUCAAGCUAAAUUCGUUGCAAAGUUUUUUGAUAAACAUAACCCACCUUAUCCUUAUUACAGCGCCUUGAGCAACGAUACGGAUAAUAUCCAAACAUUGCCUGAUAUUGGUGCCUUGGUCGGUAAAACGGGGGGUAUUUAUAACAGGAUUGGAAGAGGUAUUCCUGAUGUAGCUGCUAAUGGAGAUAAUAUCGCUAUAUACAAUGGCAACAAGUUCGAACUCAGCGGAGGCACAUCAGCUAGUACACCAAUUUUCUCGGCGGUCAUCAACCGUAUCAACGAAGAGAGAAUUAAUGUUGGGAAGAAAUCAAUUGGUUUCUUGAACCCAUCCUUAUAUGCUAAUCCGAGCAUGUUGAACGAUAUUGUUAAUGGAACAAAUCCCGGAUGUAACACGGUUGGAUUUUCGGCAGUUCCUGGAUGGGAUCCAGUAACUGGUCUUGGUACACCCAAUUAUCCAAAGAUGUUGGAAUAUUAUUUGGGAUUGCCAUAG